Molecule: messenger RNA, 780 nt
Organism: Lepisosteus oculatus (spotted gar)
Lineage: Eukaryota; Metazoa; Chordata; Actinopteri; Semionotiformes; Lepisosteidae
Source: RefSeq, a predicted model, not a curated record
AUGUCUGACCAGGUCGACACGAUUCCAGGUGAGGAGGAGGAAAGGACACUGAGGAGGUACGACAAGCCUCUCAGCCGAUCUCACCGAGAUGCCGAGGAGCUCAGCGGGGCUCAGACCUCACGCAAGUCAGUGCCUGAGCUGAAGAUCCUGCUGGUGGGGAAGACUGGAGUGGGGAAGAGUGCAGCAGGAAACACCAUCCUGGGGAGAGAGGAGUUCAAAUCUAAGGUCUCUCCCUCCACAGUGACUAAACAGUGUGAGAAGAGGACAGGAGAGGUGUCAGGGAGGAGUGUUGCUGUGAUCGACACUCCAGGCCUGUUUGACACACUGUCCAAAGACGAGGUCACAGAUGAGAUAGUGAAGUCUAUAUCUCUGUCCUCCCCGGGACCCCAUGUGUUCCUGGUGGUCCUCCAGCUGGGCAGAUUCACACAGGAGGAGAAGGACACAGUGAAGCUGAUCCAGAAGGCCUUUGGAGAGAGAGCAGCAGAUUACACCAUGGUGCUCUUCACACAUGGGGAAGAACUGAGGGGUCAGAGUAUUGAGGAUUUUCUCAUGGAUAGCAAAGAUCUUAAGGACUUUGUCAGUCAAUGUGGGGGUGGUUAUCAUGUGUUUAACAAUGAGAAUCCAGAGGACCGCAGUCAGGUGGCAGAGCUGCUGGAGAAGAUAGACAGGAUGGUGGAAAGGAACAGAGGAGGCCACUAUACUAAUAAAAUGUACCAGGAAGCUGAGAGAGAAAUCAGGAAGGAGCAGGAGAUCCUGGAGGAGUGGGAGCAGCAGGGAUAG